AUGCCUGCGCAUGCCCACUAUGCUCCUCUCCCAAAUCCCCUUUCUGAUCCCCACGCUGACAAUGAGCUAGAGGCUGCCUUUGACGACUCGGAGGACGAGGGCGACCUCGACCGCCCCCUCCAGCCCCGGUCCACCCGCAACGGCUACCAGCCCCUCGCUCACGACGACUACCACCCGCUGCUCCACGACCAAUCUGCGCCCCCGUCUCCUGACCAGGCUCCACCGUCUGUGCCCCCACCAGGCUCGUACAAUUUCGAAGGCUCCGAUUUCGACUAUGCCCGUCCCCCGCCCGGCUCGCCGCCUUGUCCCUCCGCCCGCGCGCUACCGAAUGAAUUCGGCAACUCCAACGGGCUCGUGCCCUCAUUCAACCCUGCGACGGACGUAGAUGCACAGCGAUCGAGGGGCGGCUGGUUCAGGCGGACAGCGGCCACCGUCCUCCCCACCCACUAUGUCCAGCGCCUCGGCCUCGAGGAGCAGGCUCCCAGCGGCCCUGUCGGCGGGGGGAUUCACAACGACGGCGUGUUCGCCAACGUCGUCGCAAAGCCCUCGCGCCCGAUGCGCAUACAACAAGGCGACGAGACGUACCUUGUCCCGGAGGAGUCCCAAAAGGACGCGCCCCCGAGCUACUCCUCGGCGCAGGCAGACUCCGUCCCGCCGUACUGGGAGACGACAGUGCAUGCGCCGUCGGCCGCGAUGAACGCGGGCGACGUCGUCGUCGACGCCCUCCCCACGGGUUCCGUGUUCUCCUUCCUCUGGAACCUCCUCGUCAGCAUCUCCUUCCAGUUCGUCGGUUUCCUCCUCACGUACCUCCUCCACACCACGCACGCCGCGAAGCUCGGCUCGCGCGCGGGUCUCGGCAUUACCCUUAUCCAGUACGGCUUCGCGAUGCGCCGCAAUGCCGACGGCCUCCAGAGCGAAACGACGCAGGACGGAUGGAUGAAGCCGUACGUUGCGACCCCGCUGGAUACGGACGAGUAUUACAAAAACCGGAACGCUACUACCGCUGCGUCCGCUCCGCCAAUGGACGAGAAUGCGCCUUUGGUCGUUGGCGAUGGUGCCUCCGACUGGAUUUCGUUCCUGCUCAUGACAGUCGGCUGGUUUAUUCUGCUCACCUCCCUGCUCGGCUUCUGGCGGGUGAAGCGCUGGGAGCGUGGCAUCCUGCGCGCACAGCGCGACAACCCCGCGGAAGGGCGGCCCACGGGCCCGGCAAAUGGCGCGCUCAUCCAUUCGUUCGAGCGCAUAUUCGGGCUGCACGGCCUCGCGGACGGCUCGCUCAUCCGCAAUGGGCUUGGCUUUUCAUCGAACAGUCACCCGUCUGAAGACGAUGAUCCGCUCGCGCAUGUGCUCCGGAUGGAGGAGGAGGAUACGGUAUCGCCAAGGGGCGAGUACAUCCUCCCGCUCACUUCUGACAACCCAGAGGACAAUGCGCGCAUGGCCCAGGCACUCGCCAUCCAGGCGCGGCUGCAUCAGGAUUUGCGGUCUGCCGGGCUGCUAUGA
Molecule: messenger RNA, 1497 nt
Organism: Fibroporia radiculosa
Lineage: Eukaryota; Fungi; Basidiomycota; Agaricomycetes; Polyporales; Fibroporiaceae
Exons: 3
Coding region: 1-1497 (498 amino acids)
Biological process (GO): positive regulation of protein ubiquitination; vacuolar transport; metal ion transport
Cellular component (GO): Golgi apparatus; endoplasmic reticulum; perinuclear region of cytoplasm
Source: RefSeq, a predicted model, not a curated record